AGUGCGCCCCGCGGCCUGACGCGGUUUCUAUGGUUACGCAGCGCUCCGAGCCCCCGAAGCCGAUGCUGCGGGGUAGGCGGAUGGCAGCUGCCCGGCCGCAUUUCCUCGCACUCUUGCUGUGCGUCGGCCUGCGCGGUCAGCAGCUCUCGGCCGCCCUUCUCAACCAGCGGCCCGUCAUCGGUGUGCUGGCUCAGGAAACAGGCGGUGAUAUUAUCAAGUUUGGCAAUAGCUAUAUUGCUGCUUCAUAUGUGAAGUUUUUAGAAUCUGCUGGUGCAAGAGUGGUGCCUAUAAGGGUUAUUAAACUAACAGUUGCUGAAUACAAGGAGCUGUUUCAUUCAAUAAGUGGGGUGCUCUUUCCAGGAGGUGAUAUUACUGUUCAAGAAUCCAGAUAUUCUGAGAUUUCAGCCAUCUUUUAUAAUCUUGCACUACAGGUAAAAGAUAAAGGUAUUUACUUCCCAGUGUGGGGAACUUGUCUUGGGUUUGAAGAACUAACAGCUCUUACCAGUGGAGAAGAUCUUCUUACUAUCACGAACACUUCCAAUCAUGCUCUCCCUUUGAAUUUUACAGAUGAUGUUUUUCAUAGUCGAAUGUUCAAGAACUUUCCUAAAGAUCUGUUGCAAUCAUUACAAACCAAACCUUUGACAGGAAACUACCACAAUUGGAGUAUUUCUCGGAAGAAUUUUACAAACAAUGAAAAAUUAAAGAACUUCUACAGAAUCCUGAGUACAAAUAUGGACAGCCAACAGAUAGAAUUUGUGUCCACCAUGGAAGCUUACAGAUACCCUAUUUAUGCAGUACAGUGGCACCCUGAGAGAAGCCCUUAUGAGUGGAAGUCAACAAAGGAAAUCCCACAUUUCUCUGAAGCAAUUGAAGUUUCUUGGUAUUUAGCUGAUUUUUUUGUUAAUGAAGCACGGAAGAAUUUCCAUCACUUUUCUAAUCGGGCAGAAGAAGCGAAGGCAUUGAUUUAUAAUUAUUCACCUGUUUACACAGGAAACAUUUCUAACUUUGAGCAAAUUUAUUUAAUUGAUUAG
Molecule: messenger RNA, 1031 nt
Organism: Pristis pectinata (smalltooth sawfish)
Lineage: Eukaryota; Metazoa; Chordata; Chondrichthyes; Rhinopristiformes; Pristidae
Product: gamma-glutamyl hydrolase-like
Exons: 9
Coding region: 30-1031 (333 amino acids)
Biological process (GO): tetrahydrofolylpolyglutamate metabolic process
Cellular component (GO): vacuole
Molecular function (GO): gamma-glutamyl-peptidase activity
Source: RefSeq, a predicted model, not a curated record